GGAAUAUCAACAGCUUGCUCUAUCGCUCUCUCACAAGUAGUCAAAUUUCGGCUCUGUUUGUGUAUGUUCAUGUCAAGAAUAUGAAGAGAGUUCAGCUUCAAUCUUGUCCUGUCUUGACCCUCGGAGCUGAGCUACUGCCACGCCCCACGGUAAACCUAUCACAUUCUUUCCCGCAUCAGACAUCAACCUCAGCCUGUUUUCAUCCCAGUUCUCAUCCGCCGAUUCACUGCGAUACGCCUCGUCGCUUCUCUUACGCCUCAAGAAAGGCAGGUCAUGUGACUGACUAUUCUCGUUCACAUUCUCCCAUCAUCACAUCAACCAUCAUGCUCAAGGCUUACAAGAACCUCUCACCCAAGACACGUCUCGGCGUCGGUAUCGCAAUCAUCGCUUGGGGCGCUGGAGGACUCAUGUUGACUGAUCCACUUGAGAAGUCUCUUGGCUUGACUCCAACCGAAGAGGACAAGGCUGAGCUGGACAAAUACACACCAAAAAUUACCACUGUUGACAAGAACGAGAAAGACGGUAACUGAACUGAGAGGCUUGCAAUACAUAUAUAAACCAUAUCUACACGUCUCUCAAGGGCAAUGUUUCGCCAAGGAUAGCGAACAAAGCGCAGCAGCGUCAAGGAAUGAUCUCAUUACAUCAGACACAAACACAUAAUACUUCACAAAGGGGCACAAGUAGAAAUAUAGGCAAACAUCAUUAACCUGCUCCAAGCCAUCAAGUCAUGAUGGUCUACCGGUUGACCGUCAACCGGUUAGACCUCCCUUUCUAUCUUGAUCAAAGUCUAAUAUGCAGUUACAACUCCUCUUCCCGUCUAUUCUCGACAAAUGCAUUGCACAACGGUGCCAACCAUGGAUGUGUGAGGCCAAUCCGGUCUACCUUGAGAUGACCAUCACAUUGGUGAAACCCAGUGACCCAGGAAACAAAGAAAAUGAAGAAAACAAAGCAGAAUGCAGCGCAACGCCUCCAGAUGCAGCCCCCGCCCCUAUAGUACUUUUUUUGGUUCUGUAAGAAAUUCAUACUGCCGUCCCUUAGUCAAGCUCCGUCUUGACAGACGCAGUGCCAGCGUCUUCCACCACUUGCGGAAGUGGUUUGAAUAGUUUUGCCAUCUCUAAUGUGAGAUCCAUUGCUCCAUACUGAUCAUCAAUCUCUCCAACAGAUCCUAAUUCUUCUCCUCUGCUCGCGCCAUCUGACAUCACCCACGACUUCACCGACUUCAAUAAUUGGAUAAUUUGGACAAACCGGGCAUCCGGCGACAACCGUAAGUCCGCAGCUUGCGUGUGCUUGAGCAGG
This is a messenger RNA of Fusarium odoratissimum NRRL 54006, 1296 nucleotides long. RefSeq lists its product as uncharacterized. The record is from RefSeq and is a predicted model, not a curated record. Lineage: Eukaryota; Fungi; Ascomycota; Sordariomycetes; Hypocreales; Nectriaceae. Bases 81 to 530 code for a protein of 149 amino acids. The transcript has 3 exons.